This is a messenger RNA of Owenia fusiformis, 1795 nucleotides long. NCBI's taxonomy places the organism in Eukaryota, Metazoa, Annelida, Polychaeta, Sabellida, Oweniidae. The record is from the annotation of a GenBank genome assembly.
CGCUAAUACCUCAGUAGCUGAAUAACACCAUUUACACGGUACAAGUAAAUGUGCCCUUUAUAACCAGUUUGUGUAAAUUGAAUUAUAAAGCGAUUUGCUUGUUUUACAUAGAGAUUUAACUUCCGAAUGGAAAUGCAUUGGAAGUUGAAUGACGAAAGAUACAAGGAAUAACAAAUAUUACACUUGACUACAAAGUUAAGUACAAAUGAAGUAUGUGUACUAAUAGCUGCAUACAAACGUCGAGCUAAUUCGUCCAAGAGGUGCUUACAGACAAUAUCACAAUAUGAUGUCCACAGUAUCGGAAGAGUCUCCACGCCACAGAACAAGAGGAAUGUUUCCUACCAGUGGGCUAUCGGGGGAAUAUAGUCCAGCCGUGGAGUCUCACUUCCUUUCUGAUACACCCAGGACCAGGAGUAAGACUCAAGUCUCAGGCCCAACCAGAUCGAGUAGGAAAAAUAGCGAGAGUAUCGCCAGUUCAUUUGGUGUUAAGGACUUUGGAUUUGAAGCCAAGACAAGUUAUGAUGCAACUGAACACUUACUGAAAUCUAGGAGUGAUAAUUACUUCAAUAAGUCAGAAGAUCCAGUAGAUGAUAUUUGGAAGAGACAACCACCUGAUUUCAGGCCUCAGAUAUUUGGUCCUUAUCCACCUAAACGUAAUACUCAAGACUCUAUGCAACCAUGGAAGUACGGGACGUUUCCAGGGAAACAGUCAUCGUUGAAACAAGAUGAGAAUGAUAAAGUUGAACUACCACCAGUAUUACAAAUUAUACAGAAGCCCUCCAGGGAAAAAACAAGGUUUAUGACAAGAUUUCACAUCGAUGAUCCACACGAAGCUAGACAGAUCACAUUGCGAAAUGACCUCCUUCCUCCGGGAGACUAUGUUCCUCCACAACUCCAUGACUUUAGACAGUACCCUCCUUUGAAGAAACUAGGGCUCUCAGAAUUUAUAACUACAAGUGACCCUGACCCUUAUAACAUCAAGUUCAUUACUGAGCGUUUAAACCAAAUAAAAGGAUUACACGGUCGACCACCAACAGAGCGUGAUACAAAAGGUAGACAGAUGGCGCCACCUUUACACCAACCGCCAAAAUGGGAAGUAAAGAACCACCAUCCACGAGGUCCGUGGCCCACUGGGUCAGCGUCAUAUACCAGGCACAGGAGAGCUCGUAAUGCCAAGAGUGCCUUCAUGCAGCGAGUUACGGGAACAUUAGAGACUCAAUGGGCAAAAGAGAAACUGGAAAAAGAACUGACAAACCAUGCUAAAAGUGCUCACCCAUUGAGAUGAUACUAACCUAACAUAGUUCAAUUUGUUACAAACGCUAAAGUGGGUUAUGAAAUGUGACUCAAUGGGCAUGUUAUGCAGUAUACUAUGAUCGUCUUUUCAGAGAUUGCAUUAGAAACGUCAAGAACUACAUGUAUAAUGUUAAAAUGCUGAUCUAAUGAGACAUGGACAUGAUGGAGGACGUAUGGACAUGUAAGCAAAAAAUAGAACCAUGACAAAAGUUCUCAUUCAGUGAUUUCAUACUGAGAAAUUCACACAAUGCCUUGACUAAUAUUCAGCUUACUCAGUUAGUGAUUGAUGGCCAAAAUGUAUCAGCUUGAGUAAAUUUUAUACUACAGCUGUAUAAAAAACCAAGUUCAUGUUGAAUUUGGAACAAUUCUGUUAUGCAUCAUUUUGUAAAAUGACUGUAAUAGAAAAUAAGUGCCUAAGAUAUUUUCACAAACAUACAGUAUAUAAUCGUUUAUAGGACCACAAUAUGCUAUUGAUAAUAAUAAAAUUAUUAAUAAAAUUGUC